This is a messenger RNA of Thelazia callipaeda (thelaziosis nematode), 2112 nucleotides long. Lineage: Eukaryota; Metazoa; Nematoda; Chromadorea; Rhabditida; Thelaziidae. The record is from the annotation of a GenBank genome assembly.
AUGGUUGGAGUUUCGUUCAAACGGUUUCGUGUGAACAAUUUCGUAACAGUUUUGUUCAAAUUUUUAGUGCACGGAUCAACGGAAUCAUUCGAACAGCACAUCGAGAACUCUCGAAAAAAGCAUCCAAAAAAGUUAUUGGAAGUUGUAGAAAAGGUCUGUCGAGACAGCCAUAAAUUUUGCAAAUUUUGGGCUUCCAUUGGUGAGUGCACCGCAAACAAGAAGUGGAUGGAGUCAAAUUGUCCACUUGCUUGCAAUAAAUGUAAAACUUGCAUUGAUAAACAUGCCUUCUGUACCUUUUGGUCAUCGACAGGUGAAUGUGAAACGAAUGCUGUUUGGAUGCAUACUAAUUGCGCUCGAUCGUGCAUGAUCUGCAAUGGUACUCAUUUGAAAAUGGAAGACUGCCCUUUUGUCAUGACCAAUGAAGACACAUCUACCCGUCGUACCAUGUCAAUCAUUGAUGUGCGUAAAAAUAAUGCUCAGUUUGGAUGUGUGUCACGCCUAAGUCACAAUGACUGCAAAAAGAAUUUAUGCUAUCAUCUUAGGUUUCGCACUUUUGAUGGAUCUUGUAAUAAUUUGCAUCUACCACAAAAUGGCGCUGCUUUUUCACCUUACACUCGCCUUCAAUCACCUCAAUAUGAUAACGGCAUUGAUGCGCCAAUAUCUUCUAUAAAAAAUACAAGGCCUACAGCUCGAGAAACUUCGCGUUUAAUGCUAACGUCAAACACUCAGGUGACAAGCCACUCAAAUGCCUUACUGAUGCAGUGGGGUCAAUUUAUUAGUCACGAUAUGGCAAAAACAACUGCCAUGAACAAUCAAGAAUGUGCCACAUGUUCUAGUAACUUCAAGUGCACAAAUGUCUUUUUGUCAAGACAUGAUCCUACCUUCGGACGAUUCCAGUGUUUACCUGUAGCUCGUUCUACUCCUUCAUGUGGUUCCGGACACUCAUCACCUCGUGAGCAGUUCAACGAAAAUACCGCAUAUCUCGAUGCUUCUAUGAUUUAUGGUUCAUCAGAUUUGGACCAAUUCACAUUUCGACAAGGAGCAUUUAUGAAAACUCAUAUUAUUCGGAAUCGAAUUUUUCCUCCUAUUGAUGGCAAUCAAAACAUCGUCGCUGGAGAUGAUCGAGUAAAUCUUUUCAUUGGUUUGGCUGCACUUCAUGUACUCUUCGUUCGAGAGCAUAACAGAAUAGCAUUAAAAUUACAAAAGUUAAAUAAGAACUGGGAUCAUGACCGUAUUUUUCAAGAAACACGACUAAUUAUUGGUGCUAUUAUACAACACAUCACAUACAAGGAAUAUUUACCUCGCAUAUUUGGCAAUAAAUAUUCUGAACUGAUUGGCAGUUACAAAAGUUAUGAUGAAAAUGUUGACGCAACAAUUAGCAAUGAAUUUACAGGAUGCGCAUUUCGUUUUGGGCAUGGAAUGAUACAGGAGUUUUACCCAUUUCUAAAUGAGAGUUUCGAGCAAAUUGGUGGCGUACCAUUUAAUGAUGGCAUGUUCAGAAGUAUUCACGUUCUUGCUCAUGGAACUGACCCAAUUAUUCGAGGAUUAAUUAGCUUACCUGCUAAGCUACCUCAAAGGCUUACUCCUGCAGUAACAGAAAGAAUAUUUGGCAAUUCUGAUCUUGGUUCUAUUAAUAUUCAAAGAGGACGUGACCAUGGAAUUCCUGGUUAUACUGCUUGGAGGAAAUUUUGCAAAAUGCCCGAAGUAAAAACAUUUGAAGAUCUCAAUCACACUAUUCGGAAUCCAAUUCUACGCUCAAAUCUAAAAAUUUUGUAUGGAGAUGUUCAAAACAUUGAUUUAUAUGUUGGUGGUUUAUUAGAAGAUCCCCUAGAAGAUGCAUUCGUUGGACCCACCUUGGCAUGCAUUAUUUCCGAACAGUUCAGAAGACUGCGAGACGGCGAUAGAUUUUAUUACGAGAAUUCAAAAAUUUUGACCGCAGAUCAAAUUAAAGAAAUCAAGAAAUUGAAUCUAGCACGAAUAAUUUGUGAUGCAGGAGAUAAUAUGCGUCAAGUACCACUGAAAGCUUUUGAACAUAGUAGAGCACUUGACAUGGUACUAUGUGAUAAAAUACCCUCUCCUGAUUGGAGCUUUUGGAAAGACGAUCAGAACUAG